Molecule: messenger RNA, 2721 nt
Organism: Nothobranchius furzeri (turquoise killifish)
Lineage: Eukaryota; Metazoa; Chordata; Actinopteri; Cyprinodontiformes; Nothobranchiidae
Gene: klf9
Product: Kruppel like factor 9
Biological process (GO): regulation of transcription by RNA polymerase II
Molecular function (GO): DNA-binding transcription factor activity, RNA polymerase II-specific; RNA polymerase II cis-regulatory region sequence-specific DNA binding
Source: RefSeq, a predicted model, not a curated record
UGUUUCUUGGAUUUGAGAGAACGGCUGCUCCCUGUGAAAUAGGACAAGUUGAUGCACAAGUGGGAGUUGACUGAGAGGCGGAACACGCGCUCGGUACAAAAGUUCUUUGGUGUUUUAUUUUGUUUCAGACGAAGGGGAAGCAGUCGGGUAAUAGUUUAUAGUUCCUUGAGGCGGUCUUUAUUUAUCCGCCCAGCAUCCUCAAGAAGAAAUCGCGCAGACUUUGCGGUACAUUUCCACCGAGGACAGAACGUCUUGUUACUUGGAGCUCUGAAAUCCGAGUUUUGGAUUAUUUUUAUACACUUUUUUUUUAUUAAAGCCUACAUCUACUCCAAUGAUGUCGGGGCACUUUGGCGUGUCUGCAGACUGCGUCCCCAGACGUCCUUCGGUGAGGACAGAAGACGUAUUCAAAGAGGACCAAGAAAACGGGACUCUACUGAUGGUGGCGAUGAUUUUGCUGGACCUGAGGAAAUGUGGUUCCGACGCUCUCGGCGCCGGCGAAGCGGAAAGGCAGGACAAGGAGGAGCGGGGCGGCUGCAUGGAGUCCGAGGACAGCCGGGCUUCGCCGGUCCUCAAGCCGCAGCAGGCCCGGAGCAGCAAGUUGCCGGGAGGGAGACAAGGCUCGCCCGAGAAGCGGCACUGCUGCCCGUUCGCUGGCUGUGGGAAGAUGUACGGAAAGUCGUCCCACCUGAAAGCUCACCUCAGGGUCCAUACCGGUGAGCGCCCCUUCAAGUGCACCUGGCCAGACUGCAACAAGAAGUUCUCCCGAUCGGACGAGCUGACCCGCCACUAUCGCACUCACACAGGCGAGAAGCGCUUCAACUGUCCCAUGUGUGAAAAGUGCUUCAUGAGGAGCGACCACCUGACGAAGCAUGCCCGGCGACACGCAGGCUUCCAUCCUAGCAUGCUUCAGGGCUCCAGCGCGGCCAAGAGACACUGCAGCUCCAUGUCCGUGUCCUCCUCCGAUUCUGGGUAUCAAAGCCCUUCUGGACUGUGAAACAACUCUAAUUCUGUAAAAAAUGUACAUAAAGAUGCAGAAUAGAAGCAUACACAGUCACACAGGACAUGUGUGUAUUUGUACAUGAAUGCCGUCCAGCUUGACCAGCCUGACCACGAUUCAGGGAUUUUUUUUUUCAUGUAACAUUACACAACAGCUGACAGGAACAUUUUGAAACUGCAGCUCACUGACUUAUUCCCUGAGGAAGCGGGUGUUUAUGAUGUGUUACUCGGGCUCUAAUUCAUCCUUUUCACUGAAAGAACCUCUUAUCUAAGUAGUAUUCCUGUACAUAAACAGUAUUCCUUUUUUAAGCAGCAUCACAUUUUAGCAGCAAGAUUCCUUUCUACAGAAUUAUUUUCUACUGUCUUCAGAAGUUCUGCAAAAGUAGGGAAUGUUAUCUAUUGUACAUAUAAGGUUGUAAUUACAGUUUUGUACAGUUUUCAGACAGCAUGAAUGCACCGCAGAGCAGUAUUACCAUGUAAAUAUGGACAAACCGGGUGGUUUUAAGCAGCGUAACGUAGUGAUGUCAUUAGAGAGUAAUAAUAAUAGUUAUAUUACAGAGAGAUACAGAGCUUCAAUAUUUUAUUUAACAUUUUUGGUCAUGGACUUCAGGUAUAAUCAUAUUAUCUUGUAAAUAUAUGAAAAAAAUAAAACUGUUUCCUGUGUUGAAACUGAAAUGUUUUCAUACGAUGAUGAACCUGCAAAUACAUGCACACAAAUAUUAGCAGCGAGACGAUCACACACAAGCUGAUCUCACGGGAAUUCACACUAAUGUUGUUUUGACUUGAAUUAGACAACACAACAGGGUAAAGCGGUUUUGUUUUGAUCAAUGUUAAAUCCGUGAUCUGUUGUCAGUGGGUGCUUUCUGAUGGGAUUGUAGCAGAGGGGGAUUAUUUAUUCUCUGGUGAAACAACCACUCGAAUGAACGUUUGCCACAUGAUCCUUUGUGUUGCUUCUCACUAUAACGACUGUCUGGAACACCAACGGUGCCGGUUGCUUUAAGCUGAAAUUCAAGCUCAUUUGUCUGUCUGCUGGUUUUAUUCAUUUUUUUAUUUUUUAUUUGUUUUGUUUUCAAAGGGGACUCAUCUUUUUUGUGAUCCUGCAGUGAUUACCACGACCCUAUGUGGUGGCAUGGAAGCACAACAUUGCUCACAGGGAAACAUAGCAUUUUUAGCACUUUGAGGACUGUUAGCUAGUUUGUAAAUGAGCGUGUUUCUGUGUGUUUUCCUUAUUACCAAUGGGUUGAGAGGUCUGUUUUGUCCACUAACGGAGCCAGCUGUAUCGUUUAUGUCAUUACAUAUAUUUUUUUACUUCAAAUGUGUGAAGUAGUUGAAGGACAUGGACUGCUUACCUUUGUCAAGUGAAAACCUUUUGUUCAGGGAGGGGGUGUUAAAAUAACUGUGAUUAUUUGCUGGUGCCUUUCAUGUUGAAGCACUUCUCCUUCUGAUGCUUCUGUAAUCAGGGACUGAUGAUGCAAACUCCAUGAUAUUGCGACACAUGUGGCUGUGUAAUGAUUACUCCUAAAGGUUUUGGCAUUAAAAUUACUGUUUUUCAUACUAAACAAGCAUCCGCUCCUCUUGUUUCACACCAUUUCUGUCAGCGUCAGCCAGGACAACUCCAACAAUGUUUGCUUUGUGUUUAUUCAUCACCUUCAUACACUGCACAUGACAAUAACAUUGUUGAAUACUGUAAUGGAAGUGUUUACUAUAUGUGGAAAUCGUUAAAAA